AUGGCCAAAGCCAAGAUCGAAUCCUCCCCCGAUCCUAAACUAGAUGACGACCAAGCCCUGAUGCCCGAACUCGAGCCCGUCGACACCCCACCCCCGCUCGACUUUGCCCGUUUCCCCUCCACCUCAACCCGUGACGACGAUGUCGAGCUCGUUGCUCAACGAUCGAGUCCCGUCCCUCGAGCUGGCGGCGGUCAUGGUCACGGCAGGACGCCAUCGUACAUGCACUCGCAAUACGAGACCAUAGUACGACGACAACGGGCCAGAACGGGAAAGGGGGAACUCAAGUUGCCGCCUCGAUACUUGCGCCAACCUGGAGUAGGCGAUCAAGCCACGCACCACCCAGGCGAUCCCGACCUCGCACAUCCCCCAGGUGAAGCAACCGAACAUGCUCCCAAGGUGAUUCGCGAAUUCGAUUUCGUCGGAUGGGGCCAAGUCGAAUUCCUCGAAAUAACGAACGACGAGACCGAACGAGCUCGCAAGCAGAGGACGGCUCAGAUGGAUCGGGAUGGCGAGAACAGUUUGGGCAAGUGGUCCGCGAGUGGGGUUGCUGGCGUCGCCGUGGCGGGCAGCCCGUUGUAUGCUUUUCCGACGCUGGUAGGGGUCGCGAGUAUAUAGUAAGUACCGCAUCGAACAUGUCACCUCCCGCACCUUUGCUGAGAUCGGUUGAUUCUCCCCUCAGCUCCCCUAUCUCUCUUCUGAUCGCGACGUUGCUCUUGUCCGUCUGGCGCCCCAUCAUGAUCGAACUCGCUUCCGCGUUCCCCAUCGACGGGUCCAACUACAUCUACAUGCUCAACUCGUCCACAACGAAAACCUUCGCCAUCGUAGCCUGCGCCUUGACCCUCCUCGACGACGUAUGCACCGCCGUCGUUGGAGCCGCGACGGGAGCGGCGUAUAUUCCAGUCGAAUGGAACGUGCCUUGGAUGACGGUGAUCCUCAUCAUUGCGGUCACUUUGAUCGCUUUGAGUGGAGUCAAGGGAUCAGCAGAGGUCACGACCGCGAUUCUGAUAUUCCAUGUGCGUCAGUGCUCCUUUAGCAAGUUGAGAAGCCCAGCCCUCACUGAUGAAUCGCGCAUCACAGCUCUUGACGCUGGCCAUGUUGGCCUUGUUCGGGAUCGUCCAUUGGGCCAAGGAGGGUAACGGGGUCUUGCGAUCGAACUGGAUUGAUCAUCAAGCCGUUGGUGCAGGUCAGGUCGUGAAGCAAAUAUUCCUUGGUGUCUGUGUCGCGUUCCUCGGUGUGACUGGGUAAGCGACCGUCGGGCAAUCGUUUCUUCGGCGUCGAAACUGACGAUUCUUGGGAUCUCAAUUGGCGCACAGCUUCGAGACCGCGCCGGACUACAUAUCUUCGGUCCGCAAAGGGUGCUACCCGACAGUGUUGACCUCGCUCCAAGUCAUCGCGGUGUGGAUCAAUGCGCCCUUGAUGCUCGUCACCUUGGCCGUCCUCCCCCUCGACGACAUCCUCGGCGUCGACAGCGUGCUCAAGUCCGUCGCCUCGCGUGCAUGCGGUCGUUGGCUCAGCCUCUGGAUUUCCGUCGACGCGGUGCUCAUCUUGGGCGCAACGGUCUUGAGUGGCAUCGUAUCGGCCGAUGCCUUGCUCUGCCGCAUCGCAGAAGACGGUCUUUUCCCCCGCUUCCUCCUCCACCGCCUUCCUCGAACUGGAGCACCCUGGGUCGCCUUGACCUUCUUCUGCAUCGGUUGUCUCGUCGUUUACGCCUCAACAGGUGCCAGUCUCCCCAUCCUAUCCGGAAUAUUCGCCAUCGUGUUCCUAUCCAUAAUGGCUCUCUACCCGAUUGCGUCCCUCCUCGCCUCCUAUCAUCGGCCUUACCUCCCUCGAACACCCCGGGCGUCCCUAUGGCUCAACCUUCUGGCCCUUUCUCUAACCCUCACUUUCGUAGGAGGUAAUCUUUAUAUCGCCCCUGGGACAAACUCCAUCUUCUUCGCUUAUGCGACGGUGUUGAUUUUGGGCUUGGUCGUGUUGAGUAAGAGGAGUCGGGGGAUGAAGGUCGUUUGGUGGGUUGUGGAUCAGACGGGGUGGAUGAAGAGGUGGGGGUGGGAUAGGAGUGUUGUGGGGUGGAUGAAGAGGUUGAGAACCGGACCGGUAUUGUUAUUCGUUUCGACUGAUGAAGUGAGCGCUUUCAUCCUCAAUCGAGACUCCCUCCAGAGAACAUCACUAAUCUCGGUCCCUGUCGUUUUUUUGUUUUUGUUUCCACAGGUCAAUAAACUCUUCGACAUGGUUUCCUACAUUCGCUCGAACGAAGAAACUUCCCACGUCAAACUCGUCUACUGUUACCUAUCAAUCCAUUCGAUCCCCUCCGAACUCGAAGCGAAUUAUAAAAUCCUCGACGAAUCCUUCCCCUCGAUCACGAUCGACCUCCUACUCGUGCAGGGUAAUUUCAGUCCCGAAUUGGUCGAUGCGUUGGUCGUAAGGACCGGCGUCGAGUCACUUUCGAGGUGUUUCGUAGGCUGUUUUACAGAGCGGAGUAAGGCGGGGUGGGAGGCCUUUGGGGGGGUUAGGAUCGUCGCUGCUUGA
Messenger RNA from Microbotryum saponariae, 2526 nucleotides. Lineage: Eukaryota; Fungi; Basidiomycota; Microbotryomycetes; Microbotryales; Microbotryaceae. The record is from the annotation of a GenBank genome assembly.